AUGACGUUGCUCUAUCAGGAGGACCUCUCCACGCAGGGGAGUGAAAAAGAUGGUCGGUUUGGGUUUCAGCCUUCACCGGUUGCCUUGGCAUUGAGGCUCAAACUCGAUCUAUCCAAUGAAAUAUCGGUUGGAGACGGCGAGAAACUUGAGAGAGACGAAGGUUUGAUCAACACGGAAGUGUUAAGGGGCGCAAACCUAAGGGCAUCGAACUGCACGUUGACCGAUAAGGCGUGGUCCUUCACUGAGGCACCUGCUCAUGUCGAGUCAAGACUGCAGCACGCAAGUAGCUCAGACAUAGUGAUGGAUGUUUCCGCAAGAAAAGAUUGGUUAAGAGGGAAGCUGGCUCUCCAUUCAAGAGACCUGGAAAGGAAUGACGGUAUGUUCGCUCAACCAAAGGUGGAGUGGGCGUGGAACGAAGGAAGCUUUGUUGACAGGCUUCGAUUAUGUCGGCAUUCAGUGGUGGAACACGGAUGCAGCGGGCUGCUGGGCUGUUGGGGACAUCACUGUCGGCCUGCAGGAGGGAACGCGCACGAUCUGACAUUUGCCUUCUUUGGGACAGGAAGCAUGACGAAUACGAAACCAUUUCUAAGCCUGCUCUUUCAGUUCAAAUUUUGGGCUCAGUUUCCCGCCAAGAUAAUUCUCUGUAUCUUGCGAUUUCCAUACUCUUCAUUUCCACAUCGCAGUCAAAGCUUCUGGGAGUGCUUUGUUCCCCUUUUCUUCGCUCAGGAUUCCGCUGUCGUGCAUACGAGCUGCAGGGCAUCCUUCCACGCAGCAAUCAGCGUGCCAGCCAGCCACCACCUGCAGGCACUGACGACUGACUGUAAAAGGAAUAUCGUGAGAAAGGGAAAUGAGAGUGAGGAGAUCCGACCUCGGCCCACGCUUAAUCAGGAAAAGGUCCGAUCAAACCACAGAGAGUAUCAUGUAUCAUUGGGCUUGCAGUUCAACUGGGUGACUGACAUCCCACAUUCUCCCAGAGAUCUCUUCACCGCCAUGGUUCGACAGCAAAAAAUCCCGAUACCGGAACGCUGCCGAACACACCGUUCAACCCCUGGCGAAGGCCUGCAUCCAUCCUCAACGGUUUGGGGUGACACUGCCUGCAUCUAUGAGUGGAUUCUUUCAUCUUUUUAUCUAUCUCUCCUCACCUCAAUUGCUAGUGCAUCUUAUCACUACCAAGUCGCUACACUCCGUUAUCUCUUCCAUGCCAAUGCUGCAUUUCCUCAGCCUAUCACGCUCCUAUAUUUUCGUUCUGCCAUCAACCGGCGGACCUACCUAUCACCCAGUUAUCUACGCAAAAGCAGCGUCAUGACCCACCAAUACCCUGCAUACAAACAGCUCGAGAUUAAAUUUCAAGUUCGACCAUUGAUUUACUUCCUACUUCAUCUACUUUGCAACUUAACAGCACGUCUUAUUACUCCUCGGAACUUUUCAAUGACGGGCCUACUCAAUCUACUUGUCUCUCAUUUUCCGAGCCUGAAAUCACCCCGGUAUCUUAGAGGUGCCAGUAGUCUCUCCCCGGAUGAUGUGUUCUCGGAAUCCUUCACUGAUACCGAAACCUACCUCCCCUCUAUUGACUAUGAAAAGGUUAACAAGACACCAAGCACAUCUUUAAUGCCUUUGAUAAUAUCUUCCCCAUCUUUUAGACGACAUCGCGGGAACAUGAAUAGCACAUACCUCUCAGUCACAGGUUUGGCAUUGACCAGUGCAUGUUCAACUGAGGAAAAGCCACUGUCUGGGGAAAGGCUGGUAGUGAAUGACCUCUAUGAUAUUAACUGGAACGAGCGGCAGAAACCGGGCGUAUCGAGAAAAGACCUGUCCCGGUCGAAGAAAGCCCGUUUUCGUGGACUAAAAUUGCUCCAUUCGAUCCGCGUGGAGACAACUACCAGCAUCCCCAAGAGCCUUCGGGUCCAAUACCGGGGUCUCUGUUCGCCUUCACUCACAGGUAAACAGUUUUUUGGUAUGCGAAUAGCCAAUGCAUCUUUACCUCUCGGCGGCAUACUCCCCAUCACCCAAAUAUUCGAUCCCCAUUGCAUACACCAACUAGCUCACUUGAAACGGUCCUCAUCGUACCGCAAACUAAUGAUUCUCCCUGAUGAGUUCUGGCCCAAGUUACCGCUUACCAUUGGGAUUAUUGCGGCGGAGAGGUGUGACGCUAUGUUGGCGGAUUUGGUGGUAGAUUUGGCGGAUGCGAGGGUAUAUAUGCCGGAGAGGAGGAUAAAGGGGCUGAAGGAAUUCAGAUGA
Messenger RNA from Lindgomyces ingoldianus, 2238 nucleotides. RefSeq lists its product as uncharacterized. The transcript is spliced from 17 exons. NCBI's taxonomy places the organism in Eukaryota, Fungi, Ascomycota, Dothideomycetes, Pleosporales, Lindgomycetaceae. The record is from RefSeq and is a predicted model, not a curated record. The coding region runs from base 1 to 2238 and encodes 745 amino acids.